AUCAAUAUGGCAGAACCGUUAUCCCUGGCACCCCCUGCUACAAAAAUGGCGUCACUGAACCGGGUCCGAGCUCUGGCGAUGCUGUUCUUAACUGUCACGGGCUGUUGUGCGACCCCGACCAGUGGCAAGGAGGGGUCCGAGGAGACCGCCAUCAUCGGCCUGAGGCUGGAGGAGACGGACGACAUCUCCUUCAUGGACCGGGGCUACCUGCGGCUGAGCGAGCGCUCCCGGGUGAAGCUGCGGAUCUACGGGCAGAACAUCAACAACGAGACCUGGUCCAAGAUCUCCUUCACGGAGCAUGAGCGCAGCCGCAGCGUGGACGGGUCCUCCUGGGACCACCCGGGCCAGGAGGACCUGUCCAGCCCGCACCCCUGCGGCAUCAGGACCUCGGACAUCAUCAUACUGCCCCACAUCAUCCUGAGCCGAAAGACCACGGGAAUAGUUGAGGUGGAGGUCAAACCCCUGCGGAAGACGGAGAGGAGUAAAUCGUACUACCUGUGCAUCGCCACCUCCUCGCCGGCCCUGAUCGGGAUGCACGACCCCUGGACGGAGACCACCUGGAUCUACCACAACGGGGAUGACACCAACGUGAUCGUGGUGGAGGAGAAAAAGUUCCUGCUGCCCUUCUGGCUCCAGGUCAUCUUCAUCUCCAUGCUGCUCUGCCUGUCGGGCAUGUUCAGCGGGUUGAACCUGGGGCUCAUGGCCCUGGACCCCAUGGAGCUCCAGAUCGUCCAGAACUGCGGCACGGAGCGGGAGAAGAACUACGCGAAGAAAAUCGAGCCGGUCCGCAGCCAAGGGAAUUACCUGCUGUGCUCGCUCCUGCUGGGGAACGUGCUGGUGAACACCACGCUGACCAUCCUGCUGGACGACAUCGCCGGCUCGGGCUUGAUCGCGGUGGUCAUGUCUACCAUCGGGAUCGUGAUCUUUGGGGAGAUCGUGCCCCAGGCCAUCUGCUCCAGACACGGCCUCGCGGUCGGGGCCAACACCAUAUUCCUCACCAAGUUCUUCAUGCUGCUCACCUUCCCCGCCUCCUACCCGGUGAGCAAGCUGCUGGACUACCUGCUGGGCCAGGAGAUCGGGACCGUGUACAACCGGGAGAAGCUCCUGGAGAUGCUGCGCGUCACGGACCCGUACAACGACCUGGUGAAGGAGGAGCUGAACAUCAUCCAGGGCGCGCUGGAGCUCCGGACUAAGACGGUGGAGGACGUGAUGACGCCGCUGAGGGACUGCUUCAUGAUCCCGGGGGACGCCACCCUGGACUUCAACUCCAUGUCCGAGAUCAUGAAGAGCGGCUACACGCGUAUCCCGGUGUUCGAGGGCGAGAGGUCCAACAUCGUGGACCAGCUCUUCGUCAAGGACCUGGCCUUCGUGGACCCGGAUGAUUCCACGCCGCUCAAAACCAUCACUAAGUUUUACAGCCACCCGUUGCACUAUGUGUUCAAUGACACCAAGCUGGACGCGAUGCUGGAGGAGUUCAAAAAAGGAAAGUCCCACCUGGCCAUAGUUCAGAGGGUGAACAACGAAGGUGAGGGGGACCCUUUCUACGAGGUCCUGGGCAUCGUCACCCUUGAGGACGUUAUCGAAGAAAUCAUCAAGUCAGAGAUCCUGGACGAGACUGACUUGUACACUGACAACAAGACGAAGAAGAAAAUCACCCAUCGGGAAAGGAAGCAGGAUUUCUCGGCCUUCAAGCCGACCGACAAUGAAAUGAAGGUUAAAAUAUCACCUCAGCUUCUGCUGGCUACCCUGCGUUUCCUAGCAACAGAGGUGGAGCCUUUCUCACCGGUGCAGAUGUCCGAAAAGAUCCUGCUGCGCCUGUUGAAGCAUCCGAACGUCAUCCAGGAGCUGAAAUACGAUGAGAAGAACAAGCGGGCGGCAGAGCACUACCUCUUCCACAGGAACAAGCCCGUGGAUUAUUUCAUCCUCGUCCUGCAGGGGAAAGUGGAGGUGGAGGCAGGAAAAGAGGGGAUGAAGUUUGAAGCAGGACCGUUCUCCUUCUAUGGGUUGAUGGCCCUGACAGCGUCGCCAGUCCCCCUGUCCCUGUCUCGUACCUUUGUGGUCAGUAGAGCUGAAUCAUUAGCAGGAUCUCCAGAAAACAAAUCUCCUCCACGGCCGUUUGGACUCAACCACUCGGACUCUCUGAACAGGAGCGAUCGCAUCGACGCCAUCACCCCGACUCUGGGCAGCAGCAACAACCAGCUCAACUCCUUCCUGCAGAUCUACGUACCGGACUACUCGGUCAGAGCGCGCUCAGACCUGCAGUUCAUAAAGAUAACACGCCAACAGUACCAGAACGCCGUGAUGGCGUCGCGGAUGGACAAGACCCCCCAAUCCACAGACAACGAGUUCACUAAGAUCGAGCUCACGUUGACGGAGCUCCACGACGCCGUGGAGACCUCAGCCGUGGUCACCACCACAGCCAGCACCACCAGCACCACCCCCGCCGUGUCCAUAGCUGUGUCCAACGAGACGUCCCAUCUGCUCAACCCCCAGCAGAACUGUGUGGGCCUCAGCAAGAGCAACCACAGCGCCCACAAUGAGGCACCCAUCUAGCCCCCGCCGAGCCCGGUGGAGACCCCAGACCCUCCACCCUGUCUCGUGGACACACACACACGGAGCGGUGGCGUAGAUGGAGAUGAGGGAAAGCGGGGGAGUGGAGGCAGGUGGAAAGAGGGUUCUGCUCCGACCAGUACGCCCCCAGUAAGUCAGUCAGUCUGUCAGUCUGUCAGUGAGACCCUUUCAUGGGAGGGGCAGUGGGGAGGAGGGGUGCUGCGUCGCCCUGAAUGCCCCCCCCCCACCACCACCACCUGAACGCUGUCAGGAUCCCAGCUGUACCACUCUCCUUCCAGAGGCUGCACUCGGACAGUUCCUGUGACUGAGCUUCUUUUCUGGGACAAUCUGACACUUUCAUAGCGGUGACUUGGACUAGAGGACGACAGAGUGCAUGCAAACC
Molecule: messenger RNA, 2953 nt
Organism: Limanda limanda (common dab)
Lineage: Eukaryota; Metazoa; Chordata; Actinopteri; Pleuronectiformes; Pleuronectidae
Gene: cnnm2b
Product: cyclin and CBS domain divalent metal cation transport mediator 2b
Exons: 8
Coding region: 7-2553 (848 amino acids)
Biological process (GO): magnesium ion homeostasis; transport
Cellular component (GO): plasma membrane
Molecular function (GO): magnesium ion transmembrane transporter activity
Source: RefSeq, a predicted model, not a curated record